Aureobasidium namibiae CBS 147.97 is the source of this 780-nucleotide messenger RNA. RefSeq lists its product as uncharacterized. Lineage: Eukaryota; Fungi; Ascomycota; Dothideomycetes; Dothideales; Saccotheciaceae. The record is from RefSeq and is a predicted model, not a curated record. The transcript has 2 exons. The coding region runs from base 1 to 780 and encodes 259 amino acids.
AUGCCGAAGAACGCGCAUAACUUAUCGAGGUCUUUGACUUCGAGAUGGAACAGCGCAGCAACAAAGCUAUACACUGACGCUCACGAUGAAGCAACCGGUGAGGUACAGAACCUGCUUUUGGAGCCCCGACUGCCUUUGCUUGUCAGACUACAUGCUACUGUGAAGCUGGCCAGCGCCUUCGAAUCGUGGUAUAUCCCCGAAAGCUACCGCAAAGAAGCAGAGGAUGUGUGGAAGCAUAUCCAAGAAUUCCCCCAAGGCUCACAGUCAGGAGAUGAGAAGCGCCUCGGCGAGCUUAGGCAAGAGCUAGAUGAGCUUGCGAAGUACCAGGAAGAGAAUCCCCCUCCACCUGGCGAAAACAUUUCACCGGCCCGUCAGGUCCUGCAGGAAAACCAGACUGUAGUUGACCAUGACUUAACAGGAGAUCACCAAGGUCCAACCAAUGCCUCAACAUCAAAACCAGAGGAAAGUCGUCAAGACGGACAACUUGGAAGUGUGUCAACCACGCAUGCCAAUACAGAUGAUGCGGGUGGAACUUGGGCACAGUCCCACACGCAAGACUCUGAGAGCGGCGGCGAGAGGCGCCAGUCUGCUUUUACCGAGCAUGUUACACCGACAGCACCUCUCCAACUACCAACCGGCAGCGUGCCCGACACGCAGAAGACUCCUGUUUCUGGUCCAACUGACCGAUCCACACUGCACGUCGAUCAGUCUUCGCCCCUUUCUGGUAGAAGCGAGAAAUGCCUAUCUCCAGACCCCGAAUGGAGAGAUCAUCUAGCUUGA